GAACGGGCGCCACUGAGUCUAUUUCAAUAGAGGCUGGUAACCUGCCUAGCCACUGAGCAGGUAUGGUAAUUCCAAGCCGGCCUCUUGCGUUACGCUACCAAACCAAAUUGGUGGUGUGGGCAUUUGUCAGGCGGUCAAACGGCCCGUCGAAGCAAACACGGAGCAGGUAAUUGUGGUAGGCGAACGGGGCAGGGUGGAUCAAACGACUUUUGCAUGAGGAGCUUCCGCGAACAGGUGACCCUGACGUACCAGAGAACACUGUAAUGCUUGUCCCCCUUAUUGGUUUUUGUCUUUCCGCAGCAGCCAUAACGAAUGAGAGACUAAUUACGCGUACUGUUUCCAUCUUCCAUUUUUCUUUGAUCCUCAGCCUGCAAGGGAUUUCAACCACGGGAAUCAUGCAUCCCCUCCCCAUAAUUCUCUGCCUCACUCAAUGGUAUUCCCAACUUCCCGUGGAUCCUCGCACAGACCUGACUUGUCGCUUGUCGGCGCGCCUGCGGCUACGCUAUGUUCCAAAUCACCACAGUCGCCUUGAUUGUACAUUUUCGCCUGUGAGCGCUUUACUUCUCGCGAACGUGGAUGUUGCCACUCUUCAUUUCGCCCACUUUUUCGUCGCACGACCCAUAGGGGGUUUGAUCAUAAUAUGAUGUGCUGGCCCGGAAAUUGAGAAACUUUCAUCCCACAUCUGGCACAAUAAGCGUGUGUGUAUCAUUUUAUCCUUCGUGCCUGUGUCAUGCGGUGGGCGUAUGACGGAGUGUGAAAUGGAUUACACUGGACAAUCAGAGCAAACCCCAAUUUAUGAUCUCCUGGCUGAUCGAUUACGACGAGGAGAUCCGCGCGGCAACCACAGCGCCAGUAUGACGCCACGAGGCCGGUGUUCUCACGUUCUCACGCCCGCUUGUCCAAUCCCGAUCACCGGAAAC
Molecule: messenger RNA, 920 nt
Organism: Cantharellus anzutake
Lineage: Eukaryota; Fungi; Basidiomycota; Agaricomycetes; Cantharellales; Hydnaceae
Exons: 2
Coding region: 264-644 (126 amino acids)
Source: RefSeq, a predicted model, not a curated record